Molecule: messenger RNA, 1335 nt
Organism: Phialemonium atrogriseum
Lineage: Eukaryota; Fungi; Ascomycota; Sordariomycetes; Cephalothecales; Cephalothecaceae
Exons: 3
Source: RefSeq, a predicted model, not a curated record
AUGGCGGACUCGGAGCACAUCCAGACCAUCGCGGAUAAGAGUCGCUGCGUGCGGCAGCACUUCCUUGACUUGAUAUUUCUUGUGGACGAAAGGCAGAAAGAUGGCCCAUGGGCUUUGCCACCCUCAGCUCUUUCGGAUGCUCUGGAUCGGUUCAACUUGUGGGUUGGGGACCUCGGCGUCCUGCACAAACCGGUGACAAGGUUAUCACUUGAUUAUCGGCUCUCUAAACAAGUGGAGAUUCGCGACGAGUUAUACCAGCAGUUGGAUGAAAUUGUCGAAGCGGUUGAAGAUUUGACAAGCAUUAUUUCUGGCACUAGCCUGAACCGUGAUACGGAAUUCGACCCGAAUACUGAUCUUGGGCUGGCUUUGGAUGCAAAAUAUCAAGAUGAUGUCCAGACAGGCGGAGAACCUGCUGACGAGGCUCAUAUGAUUCUCGAGGUGAUCUCUGAAUGCAUCAGCUCCCUUUUCCGGAUCGGAAUACUGGUGACCAAAUUAACCACCCGUGACCGAUUCAAGGAAGCACUUCGAGCCUCGGACCCGGUAUCGUCCAACCUCUUCGACAUCAAUUACAUCAAAGAAAGGUAUCCCAAAAUCAGGGCAGACUGGCUAUUAACACGACUGGGCUGUGCCAAUGCCAAACGGAGACAGUUUAUCAAGUAUUGCCAAGACCCUAAUACAUCUCGACAAGCGGCUGAGGAGGAAGGAGAUGACGAUGAUGCAAUCUCGCUGACAAGCGCUUCCACUAUCACGGAUGCGCUACCGACCAGGAGUUUACCGCGCUUAGCCGAGUUGUCAAAAGGGCAGGAGCCGUUCAAGUGCCCUAUCUGCUCCACCCUUCAGUCCUUCGAAAGCGAGAAAUCCUGGCGCCUUCAUGCCUUUCGCGACAUCAAAGCAUACGUGUGCACAGUCGGCGAAGAUGGUUGUGAAAACAAACUUUUCGGGGACCGCGACUCAUGGUUCAAGCACGAGUUGACGCAUCAUCGAACCCGAUACGACUGUGCUUUGUGUACCCAUGGACCACUUGAACCGAAAGACCUACAAGCGCAUAUCCUAAAAACCCAUGGUUUCUUUUCUGGCCCCCAACUGCAGAUGCUUCAAGAAUGGAGUCUAGAGACUCUUCGCACGUUCAACGCGCAGGACUGCCCCUUCUGCGACGAUUGGACUGAUGUCCUCCGCUCAAAAUCAGACCCAAGAGGGAAAGGAUCAGGCUCAGAUCACAGCCGCGCAGAUACCCUUGUUAGUAGCCAUCAGUUCAAGCGACAUGUAGCGACGCACCAAGAGCAGUUUGCAAUAAUUGCUCUACCGCAAGCCAUCGAAAAAGAGGAUUCCGAGGCG